Mizuhopecten yessoensis (Yesso scallop) is the source of this 1377-nucleotide messenger RNA. RefSeq lists its product as uncharacterized. The record is from RefSeq and is a predicted model, not a curated record. Lineage: Eukaryota; Metazoa; Mollusca; Bivalvia; Pectinida; Pectinidae. The coding region runs from base 1 to 1377 and encodes 458 amino acids. The transcript has 2 exons.
AUGGAAUAUCACGUGACGCCCGGACAACACAGCGUUGAACUGAUCGGAAAUACAGCUAAGGACAAAGCAACAGACCGUCAGCAGUACCAAGUUAAACUGUUAGAAAACAUUCUGAAAUCUAAACUCCGACAUUGUGCAAAACGUUCCAAUGAAACAAGUAGUGAAAUAAAGCAAAAUCAGAGUUUAAAAGAGGACUUAGUUUCCGCAAUCCAAGCUCGCGAAAAUGAACUUGAACAGGAAUUGAAGAAAGCAAAACAGAAAAUGUUACAACGAGUUGAAAAACUAUUUUCGGAUAGCCAAACCCACCUGGAACACCACCGUGAACAAUGCUCUGAAUUUCGCCGUGCGUUGGAUGACAGCAAAGAACAACUUAGAAAGAAACAGGAAUUAGCCAGACAAACUGACCUCCAGUCCUUCACACAACUAACCAUUGAUACAUUCAAGAAAGCCGUGCUGCCGGAGAUGCCUUGUCACAGCUUCAGCUUCUCAUUGAUUGCCAAGGGAACCGUCGACGAUAUAUUUGGAAGCCUCACAAACGAAAUUGUCGAACCCCAAACACCAGUACGGGACAUGAAGGGAAAUCUCUGUAGCGUAGAGAUUUUAGGGAUUGUACAUACUCAAAACGCUCGAGGUAUUGGGAAAAUAUGUCCUGUGUCAAACCAAAUGGCUUGGAUUGCACACUCGAACAAAACUAGCGUAGAGAAAAUAGACAAAACAGGAAAAACGGUCAGGGUGUUAAAAACUCCAUUUCCGGUGCAAGAUAUUGCUGUUAAUAGCGACAAGGAUAUGGUUUUGACAGCAAAAUCUACAGUCUGGAGUAAAGAUCUCCUGAAUGAUACGUCAGAUUUCAGAGACAUCAAGAACUUUGCGCCUUUCAGCGUGAAGGGCGUUGCCCUGGUGACUGGACAGGACAUUUUGGUUUGUGCCCAGUUAAAAGAUGACCCUGGAAAAGUUGUGAGGUUGUCAUGGAAAGGGGAAAUACUUAUGGAGAUACUUGACGUCACAGAAGAUCCGGUGUUAUGCGAUCCCUAUAGGAUUGCCCAUAACAUUUUCAAUGACGACAUCGCUAUCGCUUGCAGAGAUAAUGUUCUCGUUUACACAAAAAUAGGAGAACUAAAAUCAAAAUGGACUGGGCUUCGUUCAGAUUUUAACCCUCAUGGCAUCACAUAUGACAAUCACGGACACCUCUUAGCUUCUUGCUAUAAACACAACCUCGUGUACCUGCUGGGAGAGGACGGACAGGAUGGACACAUUCUACUUGAUGGACAGAAACACACCAUGGUAACCAAUCCUUGGGCUGUGGCUGUGGACGUGUCAGGGAAACUUUGGCUGACUGGAAACCAACGUGUCAUCUAUAUCAUCAAAUAUUACCAAUAG